AUGGGAGACGACAUUGAAAACGAAAUCAAAGCUGCGCAAGCAAAGCGCACUCAAAUCACAGACAAAGACAUUAGCAAAGCAGUGCUCGACAAUGAAAAUCACGCCAGUUUGACUGGACUCUCCUACGACACAGACUUGUAUACGACUGAUAAAUUUGCAGGCUACUCGACAUCUUUGGCUGCUGAUGACGAGGAAGACGACGAUGAUGAAGUGUAUCAAGAGACCAAACGCAAACUGAAUUCCUACACAGCAUCCAAAGACAUCCUGAACGAAGCGAGAGAGGGAUCGGAUGCGCAUGACCCGUUUGCAGAUACGAUGCGUGAACGCACCAUUGCUGGCAGACAAGAUGAAUAUCAACAACGCAGAUUCAACCGCAUGUUGUCGCCCAGUAGAAAAGAUGCCUUUAGCCAAGAUCAAUCAGACGCAGGAGAAUCCAGAUCCUAUUCAGAAGUUGCCCGUGAAGCCGAAUUAGAACGAGAGGAGCAGAGAGUGUUGGCGAUUAUUGCACAAAAGAAAAAGGAAGAAGCUGAGACGGGUGUCAGUGCUCGAGUACAGCAACCGGCAUCUGUAGAAGACACACCAACCGCUACUCGCAAGAAGAGAAGAUGGGAUGUCGCUACACCUGUCAGUCAAAAUGUGGAUGCAACACCUGUAGGCACUGCCAAACGAUCUCGUUGGGAUGCCACGCCUGUGCGUAGUAAUGACCCUGAUGCUACACCUGUGCGAUCUUCAGAAUGGGAUGUCGAUGCUACACCUCGCGGCACAGCUAAGCGAUCUCGUUGGGAUGCGACUCCUGUUGCUGGUGCUGCUGGUAGUGAUUUGACCAUGGCCACACCUGUAGGCGGUAUGGGCAUGAUGACACCUACACCCGGUCAAGUGUCGCAAAUGACAGCUGAGGCUACCAAUGCCUUGCGUUGGGAGCGUGAACUGGACAGUCGUAACAGACCCCUCUCUGAUGAAGAACUGGAUGCCAUGUUCCCCACCACUGGCUACAAGGUUCUGGACCCUCCUGCUGGCUAUGAGCCUAUUCGUACACCUGCUCGCAAACUGACAGCAACGCCCACACCUAUGGGCGAUAAUGGCUUUGUGAUGCACGAUGAACAACGUCAAGUGGUUGCCUUGGAUUUGCCUCAAGAGAUCCCUGGUGUCGGUGCAUUGCCAUUUUUCAAAGAAGAAGAUAUGCAACAUUUCGGUAAACUGCUGGACGAGAAGGAUGAAGGCGCCAUGUCCAUGGACGAACUCAAGGAACGCAAAAUCAUGCGUUUGCUGCUCAAGAUCAAGAAUGGUACACCUCCUAUGCGUAAAGGUGCUUUGCGUCACAUUACAGACAAGGCUCGCGAUUUUGGACCUGGCCCUCUGUUCAACCAAAUUUUGCCCUUGCUCAUGUCGCCUACCUUGGAGGAUCAAGAGCGCCAUCUCUUGGUCAAGGUCAUUGACCGUAUCUUGUACAAGCUGGAUGAUUUGGUGCGUCCCUUUGUUCAUAAGAUUUUGGUAGUCAUUGAGCCUCUUUUGAUUGAUGAAGACUACUAUGCUCGAGUGGAAGGUCGUGAAAUCAUCUCCAACCUGUCCAAGGCUGCUGGUCUUCCCACCAUGAUCACCACGAUGCGUCCUGACAUUGAUCACCCCGAUGAAUAUGUGCGUAACACCACUGCGCGUGCCUUUUCUGUCGUUGCCUCAGCGCUUGGUAUUCCUGCUUUGUUGCCCUUCUUGAAGGCUGUCUGUCGCUCCAAAAAGUCGUGGCAAGCACGCCAUACCGGUAUCAAGAUUGUGCAGCAAAUUGCCAUCCUGUUGGGCUGUGCUGUCUUGCCUCAUUUGAAGAAUUUGGUUGAAGCCAUUGGCCAUGGUCUUGAAGACGAGCAGCAAAAGGUACGCACCAUCACUGCCCUGGCUAUUGCUGCCUUGGCUGAAGCUGCUGCCCCUUAUGGUAUCGAGUCCUUUGACUCUGUGCUCAAGCCCUUGUGGACUGGUAUCCGUAAGCACCGUGGUAAGGGUCUCGCUGCCUUCUUGAAGGCCAUUGGUUAUAUCAUCCCCCUGAUGGACGACGAGUAUGCCAACUACUACACCAAGGAAGUGAUGGUCAUCUUGAUCCGUGAAUUCCAGUCCCCCGACGAAGAGAUGAAGAAGAUUGUGCUCAAGGUAGUCAAGCAGUGCGCUGCUACAGACGGUGUCAUGCCUGCUUACAUCAAGGAAGAGAUUCUGCCUGAAUUCUUCAAGCACUUUUGGGUGCGUCGUAUGGCCCUUGACCGUCGUAACUACAAGCAAGUGGUCGAAACCACUGUGGAAUUGGCCAACAAGGUCGGCGUCGCUGAGAUUACCAGUCGUAUUGUCAAUGAUCUCAAGGAUGAAAGUGAGCCUUACCGUAAGAUGGUGAUGGAGACAAUUGAAAAGGUGGUCUCCAACUUGGGUGCUGCUGACAUUGAUCCCCGUUUGGAAGAACUAUUGAUUGAUGGCAUCCUGUACGCUUUCCAAGAGCAAACCGUGGAAGAUGUGGUCAUGCUGAAUGGUUUCGGCACUGUCGUCAAUGCAUUGGGUAUGCGUAUCAAGCCUUAUCUCCAGCAAAUUUGUUACACUAUCUUAUGGCGUCUCAACAACAAGUCGGCCAAGGUGCGUCAGCAAGCCGCUGAUCUGAUCUCUCGCAUUGCUGUUGUCAUGAAGAGCUGUGGCGAGGAGAGUUUGAUGAGCCAACUCGGUCAAAUUCUGUACGAAUACUUGGGCGAGGAAUACCCCGAGGUCUUGGGGUCCAUCUUGGGCGCACUCAAAUCCAUUGUCAAUGUCAUUGGUAUGGCCAGCAUGACACCCCCCAUCAAAGACCUGCUUCCUCGUCUGACACCCAUUCUACGUAAUCGUCAUGAAAAGGUGCAAGAAAACUGCAUUGAUCUGGUGGGCCGUAUUGCGGACCGUGGUGCUGAAUACGUCUCUGCGCGUGAAUGGAUGCGUGUUUGUUUCGAGUUGCUGGAUCUGCUCAAGGCGCACAAGAAGGGCAUUCGUCGUGCAUCUGUCAACACAUUUGGUUACAUUGCCAAGGCCAUUGGUCCUCAAGAUGUGCUGGCUACACUGCUCAACAAUCUCAAGGUGCAGGAGCGUCAGAACCGUGUGUGUACUACUGUGGCUAUUGCUAUUGUCGCAGAGACCUGUGCUCCUUUCACUGUGUUGCCUGCCCUUAUGAACGAAUACAGAGUGCCUGAAUUGAACGUACAAAACGGUGUGUUGAAAUCACUGUCUUUUAUCUUUGAGUAUGUGGGUGAAAUGGGCAAGGACUACAUCAAUGCCGUGGCACCCCUCUUGGAAGACGCUUUGAUGGAUCGUGAUCUUGUGCACAGACAGACAGCAUGUACAACGAUCAAACACAUGGCAUUGGGUGUAGUUGGCUUGGGAUGUGAGGAUCCUUUGCGCCAUUUACUCAACUACAUUUGGCCCAACAUCUUUGAGACAAGUCCUCAUGUUAUCAAUGCCGUGAUGGAAGCCAUCGAAGGUCUCCGUGUAGCAUUGGGUGCAGCUACCAUUCUCCAAUACACUGUGCAGGGUCUGUUCCAUCCAGCAAGAAAGGUGCGUGAAGUAUACUGGAAGAUUUACAAUACUUUGUACAUUGGUAGUCAAGAUGCUCUGGUUCCCUUUUACCCAAGACUGGAGGACGAUGAGCGAAACAAGUAUCAACGCACAGAAUUGGAUUACGUUCUCUAA
Messenger RNA from Mucor velutinosus, 3681 nucleotides. RefSeq lists its product as uncharacterized. The record is from RefSeq and is a predicted model, not a curated record. Gene Ontology annotation, cellular component: U2 snRNP; U12-type spliceosomal complex; catalytic step 2 spliceosome. Bases 1 to 3681 code for a protein of 1226 amino acids. The transcript has 3 exons. Gene Ontology annotation, molecular function: mRNA binding. Gene Ontology annotation, biological process: spliceosomal complex assembly. NCBI's taxonomy places the organism in Eukaryota, Fungi, Mucoromycota, Mucoromycetes, Mucorales, Mucoraceae.